AUGUUUCAGACCAUACAAACACCCAUUCACAAGGCAUAUAGCCGCCAAACCCCAAGGCCUUUCGGCCUUAAGGGCAAAUGUUUGGCCAAAGGGCCACAUGUGCUCCAAAGCCCACAUAAGGAUAUGAACCACGACCCAUCAAAAGGGCCACAUUUGUUGAUUAAACUGCGGAAGGCUAAGGCAGUUAAACACAAAACUACACUACUGGAAUUGGAUUCCAGUACAAAGCAGUGA
Molecule: messenger RNA, 234 nt
Organism: Linum trigynum
Lineage: Eukaryota; Viridiplantae; Streptophyta; Magnoliopsida; Malpighiales; Linaceae
Source: the annotation of a GenBank genome assembly